UUCUUUUUCUUCGUUUUGGUUGCCUCUUUGACAGACAGAGUCACCAUGGAAACCGGGAGCCCCAGGAAGAUACAGUUCACCGUCCCCCUGCUGGACACCCACCUGGACCCUGAGGCAGCUGAACAGAUCAGAAGACGCAGACCAACACCAGCUACUCUGGUGGCAUCCAGUGAUCAAUCAUCACCCGAAAUAGAUGAAGAUCGUCUCCCUACCCAGUUGUACAAGGCAGCCUUGUUGAACUCUCCUCGACAGCGGAGAAAAGGGCAGAAGGGAACGCCUACGAUGAAAGAGCUGCAGUUCCUGGUGGAGCACCACCUGUACCGGCAGCAGCAGGGCGCAGGGGACGAGUGCUCCUCAGAGAGCUGUCUGUCAGACCGGCCCAGCCCAGACUCUGUUCCCACUGGGGAGGAGCUCCCACAUGACGACGAGGCCACUGCAGAGGCCUUUGAGAAACUGCGCUGCCAAAUGGAGGAGUUCUCCAGGGAGAGCCUAUUAGAGGCUCCAGGUGGGCUCGAGUGCCCCCUCUCCAACGAGAAAGCAGGAUGCUCCAGUGCUGCCAGCGAAGCAGAUCCUUCAACGCAACAAAACAACGCACAACCAGACACAAAAGCAGCAGCAUCCAGCGCGAGUCAACCAGCAGAGGCAGAGACAAAGAAAAGCAGCCAGGAGAAAGAAAAAUAGAGGGGUCUUCUGUUCAACACAAUGCUGCUCAGUGUGCUCAGCCAAGCCCAACACAAUGACAGAAGAUUGUGUCUGCAGAUCCACUUUUUACAGACAUCAGGGCAUCUAUGUUCCUCUACUGUCAGGCCUUAGUUUCCACCAGAGAACAAAGGUUACUACUUUUAUUUCAAAGAACAUGUGUGAAUUAUAAUUACUUCAUUAUCAAGAUUUAGUUUGUUGUCACUUCCACGGAGCAAAAUGCUGUGUACCCCAAUUUUAUGUUUGAUUUCUGUAUCUUUCCCUUGAAAAAGACAAAAACAAGUCCUGUAUGUAUAAACCCAACUAGAGGUAACUAUCAAAUCGCACAAUUAUGGCCAUAAAUAACCAAAACACACAUCCAUAACAUCCCCCGAAAAUUGCAUCAAAUAUGCAAUUUGCUGCUUAUUUACAGUGUGCCAUGACUCCUGCAACUAUUGCUCCACCCCAAAGCAAUAACGAUGUAUAUGUACCACACAAAUGUGGACUAAAAAGCAUCAUAUUUUCAAAUUCAGGUAUUACUUUAACUUAGUCCCACUGAGUUAGAUUCUGAAAUUGAUUCAACACCUCGGUUGAACAUAAAAAGAAUUAACAUGUUUACGCCACUAAAUCACAAUUAAACUAUUAUGCCUUUAUAUUCCACGUGAAAGUAAAUUGCAUGUUUGUUUUUCCAUUGAGGCAUUUAUGAAGAGCUUACAGAAAAUUUUAUUGAAUAGUUAAUGGAUUUGAGCAGAUAAACUGAAUUACUAUCCAUUAGACAGAAACUGAACAGCAUAGCCAAAUCUGUCCUGAAAAUCACUCAAGGAUCAUAGAUUCUCUCUCUUCCCAUACUAGAGAAUCUAAAGGAGGAAAUUUUAAUCCUAAAUAUAUUUUUUGCUGUUUUCACCCAUUGCAUUUACUAUCUAGAAUACCAGUAUAUAUAGCCCAGUGAUGGGGAUCCUCUCUCCAACCAGUUAAAAGCUUCUGUUUCAUCCCAAUCUACAUAAAUUAGCAGCAUGGUUGUACCGGGCAAAUAGUUUGGUUGUUAUCACUCUGGACGCUCAAUUUAUUGAUCAAAUUUGCAUUAUGAGACAUCAACAAUCUAUUUGUGAUUAGUUUGCAGUGUUAUUCGCAGUCAUUGUGUGUUCAACAACCAGUGAAACAUUUUUGUCUGAUUUCAGUCCCUUGAGUAUAAACACCUCAAAAGAAAGACUUUUAUCUGAUUGUAAACUUUGUUGACAAUCACUAUUAGUCUAAAAUGCAUCAAGCAAUGCCAAUCAAAUAAAGUUCAUAAUCAGCUCUAGUGAUUACUUUAAUUGCCACCUAGUUAAACCCAGUUAACUCGCCUCAUAGAACUCUUUGUAAAGUUAGCUCAUUGUCAGAAGCUGCUACACAACACAAACACAAACAACUUUUGAAUAACAAACAGCUUUUCAGCUAAACCUUCGUUAUCAUGUCGCUAACAGAAAACAAGGAACGCGUUUUGUCUUGUGCAUUAGCUUGUUGAACAAGCUAGCAACAAAAGGUCAACGAGACUACAAACGUCAUUGCUAAUCUCGUUGACUAGCCAAAAAGCCUCUAGGCUUCAACACAUACAUCAACAACGA
Messenger RNA from Cheilinus undulatus (humphead wrasse), 2282 nucleotides. Its product is annotated as protein phosphatase 1 regulatory subunit 1A-like. Gene Ontology annotation, cellular component: cytoplasm. The record is from RefSeq and is a predicted model, not a curated record. Bases 46 to 681 code for a protein of 211 amino acids. The transcript is spliced from 7 exons. Gene Ontology annotation, molecular function: protein phosphatase inhibitor activity. Lineage: Eukaryota; Metazoa; Chordata; Actinopteri; Labriformes; Labridae. Gene Ontology annotation, biological process: intracellular signal transduction.